AUGGGGCGGCCCCAUCGCGCGGACGUCCACCCACCCGUGAAGCCUCAUGUCAAAACCGCCGUUCCUGCUUUGGUGCUCACGCCGGAAGAAGAGCUUGCUGCCGUCUCGGCAUUCCUCGCUGUUCUCCCGUCGAACACCAUCCCCAAGUCUGUCGAUCCCGCGAAGCCCAUCGACCCGCAACUCGUCCUUGACUUCAAUGUUCGUGCCCCGAGCGCCCGUAAGGAGCUCGAUCAGACCGUGAAGGAGACAUGGGCCCGGUACCCCGUGAUGGCGUUCGCAAAGAAACAUUCCGCCGUCUCGCGCGAGGUGGUGAGGAUGCUUGAGAGCAUGCAGCUUGCCCCCGCCCCGAAAGUUUUCGAGGUUGACCAACGCUCCGACAAGGCGGUCCUGUUCCCGCUUAUUGAGCGCAUCACUGGUGCGACCGAGUUCCCGGUCCUCGUCAUCGGCGGCAAGCCCCAGUACGGGAUUGAUGCGCUGCGCAAAAUGCACGAGUCGGGCGAGCUCAAGGAGCUCGUCGAGGCUGCAGGUGCCCAGGUCGACGGUGCACACCGCAAGAAGGGCCGGCGAUAA
This is a messenger RNA of Coniophora puteana RWD-64-598 SS2, 570 nucleotides long. RefSeq lists its product as uncharacterized. Gene Ontology annotation, molecular function: glutathione disulfide oxidoreductase activity. The transcript is spliced from 3 exons. The record is from RefSeq and is a predicted model, not a curated record. The coding region runs from base 1 to 570 and encodes 189 amino acids. Gene Ontology annotation, cellular component: fungal-type vacuole; cytoplasm; Golgi lumen. Gene Ontology annotation, biological process: cellular response to oxidative stress. Lineage: Eukaryota; Fungi; Basidiomycota; Agaricomycetes; Boletales; Coniophoraceae.